Messenger RNA from Durio zibethinus, 2558 nucleotides. Its product is annotated as Pentatricopeptide repeat (PPR) superfamily protein. Gene Ontology annotation, molecular function: protein binding; mRNA binding. The record is from RefSeq and is a predicted model, not a curated record. NCBI's taxonomy places the organism in Eukaryota, Viridiplantae, Streptophyta, Magnoliopsida, Malvales, Malvaceae.
AUUCCAAACUUUCAACUCCAACACCCUCAAUUUUUAUUUUUAUUUUUUUGAUAUAUUUGAUGUGUUCAGCAACUUAAUUUCUAACUAGAUUUUUUCUCAUCAAACUCAGAAGUGCAUUAAUAAAAAUAAAUUUUAAAAUGUUAAUACUUAUUAUUGUAAUAGGAUGUUUGCUACAUUAAAUUUAUAUAAGAAUUUCUGGCCAAAAGAUUGAUAUCAAAAUUGUAUAAAAUGGUGUUAAUUUAUAGCAAUUUUUUUUUAAAUACCUUUUUUGCAGGUUCUUUAAAAUUAGGCUGAAUGGAUGUUCUAUUAUUCUGGGUUCUAUUAUGGGCUCUUUUCUUCGUUUUCGAGGCUGGGCUUUCCUUGGCUAAUGGCUGGCUGGGCUCUUCCACUCCCUACCUCUUUUUAUUUUCUCAUCUCACAGCUCCACGUUCCAGUGCUUCGUCAUUCGCUACAUUUCCAUCCACCGUCAAGUCCUCUUGUUAGGUUGCUGCAAACCGACCUCUUCUUCGAACCCUCGUACCGGUAGCAGGCGGCUGACCUCCGACAUCAUCUCGGUUCUCGUCUCAGUUUCUUUGCAAGGUCUCUUCUUUCUUCUCCUUUGGCAGGGUAUGGCAGAUUAAUAAAUUUGAUUUGAGGAAUGAUGCACUUGAUGUUUUUAAAUAUGUGUGACUUCCCAUGAGUACAUGUAAAAGGAAGAUCAUAGGGAUGAUUUCUGGCUGGAAUUUAAGGAUGCUAUAAGAACAACCAACAAAAUGUCGUCUUUUUCAGAUGAUAAAAUCUUGUAAAGGUGGAAGCAGUUUUUCAUGAACUUGGUGGGAGUUUCUUUCUGUAAGCAGCGCUGCUUCUCCUCCUCUUCAACAUCGUCAUCUUCGCUUCCAUGGAUCUCCCCUCUUCAAUUCCUAAAAGCCAAUGCCCCAAAACCAGAUCCUCCUCCAGAAACCUCACAUACCUUUACGGAAUCUCAAAGGAAAUCAAAGUUUAUCUCUCACGAGGCUGCCAUCAACUUGAUCAAACGUGAGAGAGAUCCACAGCGGUCCUUAGAAAUAUUUAACAGGGUAUCAACACAGAAGGGCUUUAGUCAUAAUAGUGCCACCUAUGGGACCAUCCUUCAUAAGCUUGCACAGUCAAAGAAGUUUUGGGCCAUUGAUGCAAUUCUUCGACAAAUGACCUAUGAAACUUGUAAAUUUCAUGAAGGCAUAUUCCUCAAUCUCAUGAAGCAUUUUUCAAAGUUUUCUUUACAUGAUAGGGUACUUGAGAUGUUCCAUGCAAUUCAACCAAUUGUUCGUGAAAAACCCUCACUGAAAGCUAUCAGUACUUGUCUUAAUCUCCUGAUUGAAUCAAACCAGGUUGAUUUGGCCCGAGAUUUUCUUUUGAACGCCAAGAAGUCUCUCAGGUUGAGACCCAACACAUGCAUUUUUAACAUCUUGGUUAAACAUCAUUGUAAGAAUGGAGACCUUGAAUCUGCCUUUGAAGUUGUAAAGGAGAUGAAAAAGUCCAAGGUUUCUUAUCCUAAUCUGAUUACCUACUCAACCUUGAUGGGUAGUCUCUGUGAAAGUGGAAGACUUAAAGAGGCAAUUGAAUUGUUUGAGGAAAUGGUUGCUAAGGAUCAGAUAUUGCCUGAUUUUAUAACCUAUAAUAUUUUAAUUAAUGGCUUCUGUCGUGAAGGGAAAGUUGAUCAGGCCAGAAAGAUAAUGGAUUUUAUGAAGAACAAUGGAUGCAGUCCUAAUUUAUUCAAUUACUCUUCCCUAAUGAAUGGGUUUUGCAAGGAAGGAAGAUGGCAAGAGGCUAAGGAGGUUUUUAUUGAGAUGAAGAGCGUAGGUCUGAAACCUGAUACAAUUGGGUAUACUACAUUGAUUAAUUGCCUUUGUAGGGCUGCUCGAAUUGACGACGCAAUGGAAUUGCUUAAAGCAAUGAAGGAAAAGGAAUGCCAAGCUGAUGUUGUGACUAUAAAUGUAUUACUUGGGGGAUUAUGCAGAGAAACUAGGUUUGAAGAUGCAUUACAAAUGCUCGAGAAACUGCCAUAUGAGGGUGUUUACUUGAACAAAGCAAGUUACAGAAUUGUAUUGAAUUCAUUGUGCCAGAAAGAUGAAAUGGGGAAGGCAAAUAAGUUGUUGGGGCUGAUGCUGGAUAGGGGGUUUUUCCCACAUCAAGGAACUUCAAAUGAGAUGUUGAUUCGCCUUUGUAAAGCUGGAAUGGUAGAUGAUGCAGUAACGGCUUUGUUUGGAUUGGCAGAAACUGGGUUUAAACCUGAACCACAUUGUUGGGAGUUUCUGACUGAAGUGAAUUGCAGAGAAAGGAAGUUACUGUUUGUUUUUGUACUACUGGACGAGUUACUAAUAAAAGAAUCAGGACAUUAGAUCAUUUUAUUAGUUAAACUAGGCAAAACCGGAGCUGCAUCAGUGUGUAAUAAUAUUUGUUGAAUUUAUUCUUCUGAAUCAAAUUAAAUUGCCAUAAUUGCAUGCAAAACUAUCAUUUUGUUAUGCAACAAAUACUUAGUUGCUGCGCGUAACCAUUUGGGUUUUUUAUAAAAGGCGCAUGUAUUUUUCGAUUGAAGCCGA